Capronia epimyces CBS 606.96 is the source of this 1047-nucleotide messenger RNA. RefSeq lists its product as uncharacterized. The transcript is spliced from 2 exons. Gene Ontology annotation, molecular function: oxidoreductase activity. Bases 1 to 1047 code for a protein of 348 amino acids. The record is from RefSeq and is a predicted model, not a curated record. Lineage: Eukaryota; Fungi; Ascomycota; Eurotiomycetes; Chaetothyriales; Herpotrichiellaceae.
AUGGGCUCGACAUCAACAGCGAGGACAAUGAAAGCCGGUCAAUGGGAACCUAAGCAGAAGAAAGUGGUCAUCAACGAGAUUCCUGUGCCAGCGCCAGGGCCACAUCAAGUACUCGUCAAAAUUACAUCCGCAUCUCUAUGUCAUACAGAUAUCAUGGCUAUAGACGACCCAGAUCGAGAAGAGCCCCUCACCCUGGGACACGAGGGUGUCGGAGUCAUUUCUCAGCUCCAUCCAUCUGCGGAAGGUAAAGGGUUCAAGGUUGGCGAUGCGAUCGGCUUCCUGUACAUCCUGGGUUGUUGUUUUGAAUGCGAGGGAUGUAUGGUGCACCAACGGCUGUGCUUGAACGGCAAGCCUGAAAUGCAGGGUUGGUCAGAGCCGGGCUUCUUCUCUGAGUAUGCAAUUGUCGACUACCGAAAUGCCAUUCAUCUGCCUAAGCACUGGAGUUUGAAGACCAGUUCCGUAUUCUUUUGCGCUGGGAUGACCGCCUUCAAUGCCGUGGAUUCUUGCGAGCUUCAACCUGGCCAAUGGCUAGGCGUGAUUGGAGCAGGAGGACUGGGCCAGCUUGCUACACAAUAUGCCAAAGCAAUGGGCCUGAACGUCCUCGCCAUUGAUAUCAACGACAAAACACUGGAGGUCUGCAAGGCCCAAGGUGCAGACGCCAUUUUCAACUCGAGAACCGACCAAGAGUACGUUUCCAAGGUCAAAGACCUUACCAAAGGAGGUGUUCAUGCUGCGGCGGUUUUCAGCAAUGCCAAGAUAGCCUAUGUGAAUUCUCUUAACAUUAUCAGAGUUGGUGGGCUCUUGAUGGUUAUUGGAUUGCCUGAUGAGCCACUGGAGGUCUCGACAAUGGACUUGGCUCUGGCAAAGUAUCGGAUCAAGAGUGAUAGUCCGGGGAUUCCUCGAAGAUUGAAGAAGGCGGUGGAUUUCUCUGCAAAGCACAACAUUGCCCCUGAAGUUGAGCUUCGGAAGUUGGAAGAACUGGAUGACAUGGUCAAUGAGAUGCGAGCAGGGACUGCGACCAAGAGGAUGGCAGUGGCAUUUGAUUGA